Messenger RNA from Colossoma macropomum (tambaqui), 2464 nucleotides. RefSeq names its product BLOC-1 related complex subunit 6 (gene borcs6). Gene Ontology annotation, biological process: lysosome localization. Lineage: Eukaryota; Metazoa; Chordata; Actinopteri; Characiformes; Serrasalmidae. Gene Ontology annotation, cellular component: BORC complex. The coding region runs from base 83 to 1444 and encodes 453 amino acids. The record is from RefSeq and is a predicted model, not a curated record. The transcript has 6 exons.
UUUAGCACGUCAGACAUUUAUCAGGGACUUAGUUUCCUGGCAACGUUCAUCCUGAGGAAAGAAGUGCAGAGCAGGUUGAGGGAUGAGCCACUCCUCUGGGAUUGGCUAUGAUGUGCAGGAGGCAACUAAUGGGGUGGACACUUCUGAUUCUCCAGAGACCCGCGAUUGGAUGAGCACUCAUGGCUCUGCCUCCUUGAAGUGUCGAGACGGAGAAGCUUGCUCAGAGCAAAACAAACAGGAAGAAACUGUUCCAGAGAUUCACACGUAUACACCCCACGGCACAGAGCCGGUAUAUGGACAAACACACAAAAACUCAGCACCUCACACCAAUACAAACACCUCUGAUGACAGCCCCCCUCACACAAACGAGUUACUGCUUGAACACACAUCUCACUCACAGCCAAUAUCCCAAAACAGAUCGGACAUGGACACAGAUGACCCGGCACACAUACAACCUAAUGAUGGGUGGGGAGGAGGGGAGAAAGAUGAAAGAGAAGAUGAUGAUGAUGAUGAUGAUGAUGAUGUGGAAAAGUGUGAGGAUACUCGGGAGACUACAGACAUUUCUGUGCAGCCAGUAAAAGAGACCACCACUGAGGACCCAGCCACUUCAGAAACCCCAUCCACAGAAGUGCCAAACAACUCCGUCUCUGAAGAUGAUGCCCCUUCCACUGCUUCCACUCCACCUGAGCAGGCCCCACCCCUGGUCCCAGCCCCUCCACCCAGUUCAGCUCCUGCUCCUAUGAUGCCAGAGCCUGAUGUUUGGCAGCGGCCAGCACAUGUGAUGGCAGAGGUGCGGGUUCGUUCGGCGCCGGAGCGGGACCGGGACAGAGAACGCGUUGUGAGGGGCAUGCAGGACAGUAAGAGUCUGGACGGCAUUAGUGAUGCUUAUGGAGGCAGCUCACGGGGCAUGGGGGUCAAAGGAGGGCAGGCAGAGGGACGCAGGGCUACUAUCUCCAGUGCUCUGGAACUGGAGGGAACUGUUAGCCACGACGGUGAUCUCACACACUUCAUCACCAAGAACCUGGAACAGAAGAUCAAAAUGAGCUCCAAGCGCAGCCUUGACACUGACUCGGACUGUUCAGGCCCAGUCGUCCGAGGACGUGGCUCAUUGCGUCGGCCAGCUGAUAUCCCCCCUAUAGACCCCUCAGUGCUCCUGGACCUGCACAAACACACACAGGAAGUUGCACACAGUGUUGAGAUGAUGCUCCGCAGCCUCAAUGGAACCAUCCAGAAUAUGACUGCUCUGAGUGUGGGAUAUAUUCAGACAUACAGAGAUUCUGUGGAUAGUUUGGGAGAGUCAGUGGACAUGAGCAUAAAGGGAAUGUACACACUGAUGGCACGGUGUGAGGAGUUGGAUCGUUCCAUGCAGCCCAUCCAGGCGCUCGCCGCUCAGAUCAGAGACAUCAAACGCACGCUGGAUGCUUUGGAAGCCAUCUGCAAGUAACUGCUGGCAACAAGCCACGCCCCCUGAUGACUAAGAAGCUCCUGGAGAUGCUUUUUUGCGAUGAAACUCCGCCCUCUGCAGACAGUUUGCUAAUUAUCAUGCAACCGAAUCACUUUGCUAAUGAUUGUGUCUCCUAGCAACGCUCUGCGAGUGCUCCUCCCCUCCUCUCGCACCUCCCUAUGGAGAUGACCCGUUGUUAGCCCUUCCUCUUGUUGUGGCUCGUUGCUUGUAGGAUGAUUGUCAGGGGAGAGAAAAGCGGACUUCUUUCUGUGAGCUCACACCGUCCGACAUACUUCUGACCACAAAGAGGUGCUCUCUCUCUCCAUGAAUGCAUCAGUAGCUUAAGUGGGACUAUUUAUGAAGUAUGGUUGAGUGUGUGUGUGUGUGUGUGUGUGUGUGUGUGUGUGUGCAUGUGUAUGUGCGUGCGUCAGUUGUUUUAACAGAUGGACUGGUGAUGUUAAGUGUAUCACCUCCUAGCUAUUGAAGGCAUCAAAAUUAAAGACUGGAAAUGUGUCGGAUUAGUAUUUGUCCAUACGGAACCGUUCACUAGAAGCCAUUUUUUGUUGUGUCUUCAGAUUGGAUGCUAUGUAUCCCCGUUUGAGUUCUGUUUCCACGGUGACCACUGAUCGUUUCUAACACACGUGUCCAGUUAAUCGCCCUGGGAACUGUGGACAUUGUGUUGCUACAGCAACUGUCAUGAUGAAUUUCCAUGGCACGUGAGGUGCGGUGCGUGUCAACUGGCUGGAGGCUGAACGGCCAGUGAUUUCACAGCGAUCCCUCUGACUGAAGAAAUUAGUGCAAGUUAGUGAUUGAGACAGAAAAGGCAGACAGAGUUGAUGAAUGAAAUGAAGGAGUGCGGUACAGUCCCUUUCCUCUUUCGGGCCCUAAUCUCCAGACCCAUAUCCGUCUCCAUGCAUCUCUGCUUCUACAGUCCCGGUUUAUCAACCAGUCUGUCUGGCAUCAGUGUAUGUUUUAAAGAAUGAAAUAUAACAAUAAAUUUACUAGAAUGAUCCAGAAAAA